GAUCCUUUCACAAUAACCCUUGCGGCAAACUUCUGCUUUUCCUCUCGGGCAUUUCUGAGCAGGACGCUGGGGUGUCCUGCUCCAUCUCCCCACCUGAUGAACAAGGAACUCAAGAUGUGGAUCAUGUGGGCUAUGCUGAUCUGCCUGGCUGGAGGGCAGCCUGCCAGUGCCACGCUCUGCAGGACCUAUGGCACCAUCCCAGGCAUCCCAGGGUUACCAGGACAGCCUGGCAGCGAUGGCAGGGAUGGGGAGAAUGGCCCAAAGGGUGAGCAAGGACCCUCUGGCCACAGUGAAGAAUGGAGAGGGGAUCGGGGAGUCCCAGGAGCACCGGGACAGCCUGGGAAGGUCGGUCCCAUUGGCAUCCCAGGUAUAAUGGGCUUACCAGGUGGCAGAGGAUUGCCUGGCCCCAUGGGAGAACCUGGUGACUACAAGGUCACCUUCAAGUCUGGGUUCUCCGCUGCCAGGAGCAUCAGCUCCUUCCCCCGCCGGGAGCAGCCCGUCCGCUUCGACCGCAUCCUCACCAACGAGCAGGAGCACUAUGAGAACCGCUAUGGCCGCUUCACCUGCCGCGUGCCUGGCACCUACUACUUCACCUACCAUGUCACGUCCCGGGGUAACCUGUGCCUCAACAUCAAAAAGGGCCAGGGCAGGGGUGAGAGGGUGGUGACCUUCUGCGACUAUGUGCAUAACAGUUUCCAGGUCACCACGGGUGGUGUGGUCCUCAAGAUGGCCAUGAACGAGUCUGUCUGGCUGGAACCAACAGAGAAGAACUCCUUGGUAGGGCUGGAAGGGUCUGACAGCAUCUUCUCUGGCUUCCUCAUCUUCCCUGAGGCUUAGCCCACUGGAGAUGUGUCUGUGGCCAAUCUCUACAGUCCCUGCAGAGCUGAGGACUCCCCUGGAAACUCUUUGCUCCCAAAUUGGUGCUUGAAGCACACUGCUGCCAUUCUUGCACAAUAAAUGACAGCUCUUCGCACUA
This is a messenger RNA of Haemorhous mexicanus (house finch), 976 nucleotides long. It is a transcript of the gene C1QB, whose product is annotated as complement C1q B chain. Lineage: Eukaryota; Metazoa; Chordata; Aves; Passeriformes; Fringillidae. The record is from RefSeq and is a predicted model, not a curated record. Gene Ontology annotation, molecular function: protein binding. The transcript has 3 exons. The coding region runs from base 97 to 837 and encodes 246 amino acids.